AUGGACGCCACAGUCACACGCAGUUCUUACCAGCCUCCGCAGUUGGACAGGAACAUGUACUACAUCUUCACCGAAAACCACCAUUACGGCAGCAAGGUUUUCCAGGCAGGCAGCAUGUGUUACCUGAAAGAGCAGACGUACCUGCAGCACAUUAGCAGGACGUCCACUCGCUUGUGGAGGUUUGUCAUGGAGCAGGAUGGCUCCGUGGCUACUUUGGACGUGGAAAGCCUGCAGCCGGUGAACGAGAAGAUGGCCGACUUCCUUUUGGCCAUUAGCAACGCUCAGGAACGUUUGAACUGUUUUCUAGACAGGCAAGCUCUAGAGGCUGCCAUGAUGGCCGAAGAAGGCCAGCAGGUCUUGGUCGAUCUGGGAGAUCAGUUUUCCCCCGCUACCGUCCGCUAUAUUGGAAGACUUCACCACAGCCCUUUACCAUCAGGGCUCCACCCAAUUUACUUUGGAGUGGAAUUGCAGGAUGGCGGCGAAGGCCGAGGCUACUGUGCUGGCACCUACCACGGGGCAGAAUACUUCAAGUGUAAACCCAAGUGCGGCCUUUUCCUGCCAUUCAACAAACUGCAGUUUCUGCCGGGGUCAGAGGACAACCAGGUGGAGGCGAAGAGGCAGAAGGCUGAUGGAAUCGUGCCGGUGAAAAUGGGCGACACCGUCGGCUUUUAUUUAGACGACGCCUUCACGCGAGGGAUCGUCCUGGAGGUGUAUCAGAAAGGAAAUGAGUGGCUGGCGAAAGUAUGUCCGGAGGAAGAGGGCUCAGCCGAUGUUUUCCGAGAGAUCCCUCUGGAUUCAGUGGUGAAGGAGGAGCUGCUCUCCUUAGGUAAACUGAUGCAUCGCUUUUCUCUGUUUGAUAUAGACCAGGAUUCUGGGCUCCAGGAAUAUCUCGAGCACAAGAGGAGCGAAAGUACAGAGCAUCCGGAAGACGGGACCGGCUCUCUGGAUGUCAACUCCGUGGUCCAGAUCAACUUAGACAAGGGACGUGCUAUGACGGGGACCAUCCGUUGGAUCGGCUGCCUGCCUAAUGCCCAGCAAAGGAUGGCUGGGAUUGAGUUGGAUGAAGAGAAUAACAGUUUUUCCAACGGAGAGUGGCAAGGUGUGCGUUACUUUACCUGUCCUCCCCGCCGGGCCCUUUUCGUGCGGCUGGAGUCGUGCCAACCAGAUUCGCGCUUCCAGGGGAACAAGUGCCUGUUUCAGGAGCCCUCUGAAUUCAGUGAGGCCGAUAGUCCGUCUGUUCUGAGCAACUCCCCACCGCUGAGGGACGACGUGGCCGUGAAUGUCCUCAAGGGGCGGAUGAGAGGGAUCCAAGGCCACUGUAACUCCUGCUACAUGGACGCCGCCCUCUUCAGCCUCUUCUCCUGCACCUCGGUCUUGGACUCCAUGCUGUAUAAGCCCCCUCUCCCCGCCGAUGGGCGCAUCCAGGAGAUCCUGCGGGACAAGAUCGUUAACCCUCUGAGGCAGAAGGGCUUUGUCGCGGCCAAAAGCGUAAUGGAUCUUCGGUAUCAGCUGACCGAAAAGGGAGAGUCUUCCAGUUUUGCUACUUCGGAGAAAGACCCCGAGGAGUUUCUGAACCUCAUCAUGCAUCGCAUUCUUGGACUGGAGCCACUCUUGAAGCUGCAGUCCGGAAGGCUGAAGGAGCAGGAGUGUUACUGUUACCAGAUCUUCAUGGACAAGCAGGAGAAUUUGGUGGUGCCCAACGUCCAACAGCUGGUGGAGCAUUCCUUCCUCACCUCAGACCUCAAGCUAGUGGAGAUCCCGUCCUGCUUUAUUCUCCAAAUGCCUCGUUUCGGGAAGGAGUACAAAAUGUUCAACAAAAUCAUCCCUUCCUUGGAGCUGGACAUCACUGACCUGCUGCUGGACAGUCCCCGGGAGUGUUUCGUGUGCGGAGAUAUUGCCACCCAGGAGUGCUCGGCCUGCUUCAAAGACAAGAUGUUUGCUGGCACAGGGCUGAAGCAGUUUUGCGACUCGUGCUGCACUCAGGCUCACUCCCAUUACCAGCGAAGAGGCCAUCAGACGACAAGGCUACGCUUCCCCAAGGAAUUCGCUCGGGAUGGGGUGCGGGUACCCCGGGAGAAACUGGAGCUGUUUGCCGUUCUCUGCAUCGAGACCAGCCACUACGUGUCCUUUGUGAAAUACGGGCCGGAGAAAGAGAACUGGAUGUUCUUUGACAGCAUGGCAGACCGACAUGGUGACGAGAACGGCUACAACAUCCCCACGGUCACGCUCUGCCCGGAAGUUGCCAAGUACCUGGAGAUGCCCGUGUCCUCCCUGGCCAUGGAGCAGCCCCGGGACAUGGAAGGCGUGGCCAAGCGCCUCUUCUGCGACGCCUACAUGUACAUGUACCAGAGCAAGAAGAUGGCCCUUUACAAGUGACGCCCACGCCGGAGGCACCC
Messenger RNA from Protobothrops mucrosquamatus (brown spotted pit viper), 2396 nucleotides. RefSeq names its product ubiquitin carboxyl-terminal hydrolase CYLD-like. The coding region runs from base 1 to 2376 and encodes 791 amino acids. The record is from RefSeq and is a predicted model, not a curated record. Gene Ontology annotation, cellular component: cytosol. Gene Ontology annotation, molecular function: cysteine-type deubiquitinase activity; K63-linked deubiquitinase activity. The transcript has 14 exons. NCBI's taxonomy places the organism in Eukaryota, Metazoa, Chordata, Lepidosauria, Squamata, Viperidae. Gene Ontology annotation, biological process: protein K63-linked deubiquitination.